Monomorium pharaonis (pharaoh ant) is the source of this 3824-nucleotide messenger RNA. It is a transcript of the gene Moca-cyp, whose product is annotated as peptidyl-prolyl cis-trans isomerase cyp11. The record is from RefSeq and is a predicted model, not a curated record. Gene Ontology annotation, cellular component: intracellular membrane-bounded organelle. Bases 536 to 2200 code for a protein of 554 amino acids. Gene Ontology annotation, molecular function: peptidyl-prolyl cis-trans isomerase activity. NCBI's taxonomy places the organism in Eukaryota, Metazoa, Arthropoda, Insecta, Hymenoptera, Formicidae. Gene Ontology annotation, biological process: protein peptidyl-prolyl isomerization. The transcript is spliced from 10 exons.
UCAUGAGAAGAGACAUGCUCCAUUUUUUUUAGUCGUUUCUAGGGUGUUUCUAGAGUUCCUAACUUUAUAUUCUGAUUUCUGUGCGCUCUUUGGUUUUUCGUGGAAUGUGUCGUAGCUGUUAAUACGUAGCUGUUUUUCCACGUUAUUAAAUAAUACGCGUUUCUUCAAGCCAGGAGAGUAAUUGACGACGUCGUGGGUCGUAACUGACGACGUCAAGUAACGUCGAAUACAUUCCUCAGGAAAUUCGUUUGAUUCGCGCGUCGAGGGCGGUUCAACUGCUGUCCAGAAUAUUCCAAGAGGAGGAUUUGCAUAGACUCGUGCGUUUAAAUUGCUAAUUAUCACUGUCUUUUCUUUAACUUCCUCUCGUCCUCUUCAUUGUUUUUUAUACUUGAAGACAAAUGCAUGUAAAGGCACGCGAGCAGCCAUUCUCGAAUUCGGAAUCGCACAGUCAUACUGGAUAAGACAACGUGUGCAUUAAUAUUAAUGUAUUGUGUAUGAUAGCUUGUUGACUAGAUUAUCCAGAGACCCUCUCAUCAUGGUUAACGCUAGGGUAUUCUUUGACAUCGAAGUCGGUGGACUGCCAAUGGGCAGAAUAGUCUUUGAGCUGUUUUCAGAUACUUGUCCCAUAACAUGCGAGAACUUUCGUGCAUUAUGUACUGGAGAAAAGGGACUUGGGAAUACGACGGGGAAGCCACUACAUUAUAAAGGCAUUGUUUUUCAUAGGGUUGUAAAAGAUUUUAUGAUUCAAGGUGGAGACUUCUCAAUAGGUAAUGGGACUGGUGGCGAGUCGAUUUAUGGUGGUACAUUUGCAGAUGAAAAUUUUAUUAUGAAACAUAACAAACCAUUCUUGUUGUCAAUGGCAAAUCGUGGUAAAGAUACCAAUGGCUCACAAUUUUUUAUUACAACACAACCAGCGCCUCACCUCGACAAUGUCCACGUGGUUUUUGGAGAAGUAGUGUCUGGGCAAGAGAUCGUUACGCAUAUCGAAGGACUUCCAGUAGACCGAAUGUCACGUCCGUUGCAAGAUGCUAAGGUUGUAAACUGUGGCGAAUUAGUUUUGAAGCUCAAAAGUAAAGCGAAAAAACGAGAAGUAAAGCAAAGUAGUUCGGCGGAUUCAGAAUCUGAUUCUUAUGCUGAUAAGACAAAAAAGAAAAAAAAGAGCAAGAAAAGCAAAAAGAGACCAAAGUCGGAAGACGGUGAAAUUCGAGAUUCUAAUGAGGAAGACGAGGGACAACCUCAUCCGCUGGUGUCCGUUACCAAAAUUGAUCCCGAUGAAAUUCCAGAAGUACCAGCAAAUAAAUUUUUAUACAGAGCAGGAUCCACUAAUAAUGCGAAUCAGAAGGAAUUCAGACAACAUUACGGAAGAGAUCGUGUACGAUCUCAUAGAAAGACUGGCCGUGUUUUCAAGGGUAGAGGAAUAUUUCGAUAUCACACGCCUUCUCGAAGUCGUUCCAGAAGUGUAACACCACCUCAUUGGAAGCAAGCUCAAAAUCGUACUAUCAAAUUGCAUGAAUUUCAGAAAAUAGAAAAAGAUCGUCAAAAAAAAGAAGAGGAGUUUAAACAGCGCGAAACUGAUAGAAUUAAAAGAUUUGUAGAAAAUCCCAAUGAGAAUGAUCAAAUGCCAGAUAACUUGGAUAACAAUAUAUGCACGACGGAAUUAAUGGAGAAUAAAGAGAACGAUCAGACAAAUGAGACACCAUCUAUGACUAAAAUGGCACAAGACGAUAACGUGGAGGGAAAUGACGUGCAAAACAAAGAGGAGAUUAAGCGUAGCAAGAAUGAGAAGUCUUAUAAACGUGAUACUAAUCGAUCCUACAACGAUAGAAACUCCCGACGUGAUUCCAAGGAUAGAAGCAGAAGACGCGGCGGACGUUCUCGGUCCAGAGAUCGCCGAAGAUCCAGAGAGAGGGAGUAUGAUCGUAGAGCGACGAGUCGUGAUAGAAGAAAUCGGAGAAAUUAUUCUCCUCGCAGGCGAGAUUUUUAUAGAUCCUACAGACCGGGAAGAGAUAGUUACAGGCAUUACGAUAAGCGCAACGAUCGACGCCGAAGUAAUUUUAAUUCCUAUCAGGACAACGAUGUCAACUCCCGCUACGACAAAAACAAGUAUAAAAGAAAUGAUAAUGUACCGGACACGAGCCAAGCUAAAUUUAAACGGCGCUCGCGGUCAAGCAGCUCCAGCAGCCAGCACUCCAAAGAUUAAUCUGCGUUUCACAUUCUUCCUUUCGCUAAUCGACACCAACGAAAUACUGUUAAAAUUUUGUGACUGUUAUUUGAAUCUGUGUCUGAUAUAUUUGAACGAUUAGCUUGUGCAGUAUUUAUUAGAAUUUUAAGGGGAUCCUGGAGUGCCUUUGAAAUUUGAUCGAGGUCGAUAAUGUAGUCAUUCGUGCACAUCUUUUUUAGAAUUAAAGUACACAUAUUAAUAUCAAUCUAUGAAUUGAAUUUUAUAUUGAGAACGAAAAAAGUUUGUCUUAUAUUGCUCUACUUAUCGACUUUUUACGCGUGUAUAACCUAAAUUUUCGUUUUUUCAUUUUCCAAUUGGCGGAAUGCGAAUCUUUUCUAGGCUUCUAAUCUUAUUUCUAAUUGCACGAUAUUGUUCCUGAAAGUUUUUUCUAGGGGGCAACGAGACCAUUUUAUACAUAAGCUGUAGAUUUUUCGUAUAAAGUAAAUAUUGUCAUUGGGUGAUUAAUAAAUAACAAUUUUUUUAAAUUUAUCAGAACAAAUCGUACGUCGCUCCCUUCAUUUUUGUGCGUAUUUUAAUUGUGUAAAAAGAUUUUGCAUUUUGUUAUUCCAAUUUGAAGACCUAAGUUCGCAAAAAUAUGUCGGUAACUGUCAUUCCAGGAUUCCUUUAAUAGAUAAGUACACAUCUGUGACAUAUAUAUUGCUGUAAAACUACACUUUUGAUAUUAUUUAUGGAUAUAUUAUAAUUACGGGAAUGCAGUGUUUUUAAUGAAUAUAAUUAAUUUUAAUUAAUUAUAGUUUUAUAUAUAUCUAAAUAAUAAUAAAAAGUGUAAAAUUAGUACUGCAUUAUCUAAUCGUUCAAAUUUUUGUAGUCACGCAAAUAUCUUUCGGGUAAUCUAUGCCAUGGUAUAAAGAAACAAGGUAUGCUCUUACGCAUGAAAAGAUUAAUCGAUUGAAAUGGUAAAACAAGUAGCUGGCCAUAUUCAUAUCAGCAUUUUGCCAGCAAUACUUAAAACGCGAUAUUUAAAUAAAGAAAGGAUUCAGUGAAUUUAUUUAAGGUCUACUGUGAUUUAUUAUUAACAUUUUGUUAUGUAUAUUGUAAAAAAUAACCAUUCUUUACAAAAACAAAUCACCUUACUAUUAUUUUAUUGAAGGCAACUUGUUCUAACGCCGUAUGUGCAGAAUGAAUUCAAAUUUAGUUUAUUUUAUUUAGGGCAUCUUUUCUUUAUACUAUGGUCUGUGCGUGAUACUCAUACUUCACCAAUGCUGUUGAGCACUUUAAUAUUGUAAUUAUGCUAUCGAUGUACAAUCACCGACAUAUUAGUUUAUAAAUCAAUAAUGUUGGAGCAAUAUAUCUUGAUUCUUUUUCGAUAUAUUUAUGAUUGAUGUGCAUGUUCUAUCAUUGGAAUGUACAAUAAGGUUAAUCUUAUUAUUUACACGCUGUUAUGAAAGUGUCUAUUUUUCGCAUCUCUCCUCUUCUAUGUUAUAUAUAUAUUUUUUCCCCCAAAAAUAUUUCUUUAUAAAGACUCCAGAAUUUCUUUUAUAUAUAAAGUUCAAAUCUUAUUCUAUUUGAUAGGAUUAGUUAAAUUAGAUAAAAUUGGAUCUUUCAGGAAAAUUAAUAAUAAAUUAAAUUAACGAUUAGAAAA